AAAAAACAUGCAUUUAAGAAAAUUUUUGUAUUGUUGGCCCCUGAAAUAUGGCGUUAUUACAGUGGGCAUAGCUUUUGGACUCACGGACUUCAUCGUGGGCAGCGUUGGAUGGGACAUGGUUAUCAGAAACAAAUAUCCGGACUAUGUGGUCGAGUUCUUCAGAACCAUGGACACCCGAAUCUGUGUGUCCGGAUUUGCCACCGUUUUCUGGUUGAUGAUGACCGACCACUUCCUUUUGAUCUAUGCCGUCUUUUACCACAAACUUCUGAUAAUCGGAACUUGGCUGUUGAUAAACUACAUGGUAUUUUUGUUCACCCUUGUCACCGUGUUGUUGGAUAGCUUGCUUAUCCUUAGAAUAAUUGCCCUCGGAUACUGCUUGAUCGUGGUGAAGUCCUAUUAUAGUGAGUUGGCUGAGGCUCAGGAGGAAUCAUCCGAUUCCAGCGUGGAAUCAACUAGCGAUCAAACUAGCGAUUAAAAUGCCUCAAAUGUAAACAUUUUUUAAGUCAA
Drosophila mauritiana is the source of this 507-nucleotide messenger RNA. RefSeq lists its product as uncharacterized. The record is from RefSeq and is a predicted model, not a curated record. NCBI's taxonomy places the organism in Eukaryota, Metazoa, Arthropoda, Insecta, Diptera, Drosophilidae. The coding region runs from base 8 to 475 and encodes 155 amino acids. The transcript is spliced from 3 exons.